Vicia villosa (hairy vetch) is the source of this 1117-nucleotide messenger RNA. RefSeq lists its product as uncharacterized. The record is from RefSeq and is a predicted model, not a curated record. Lineage: Eukaryota; Viridiplantae; Streptophyta; Magnoliopsida; Fabales; Fabaceae. The coding region runs from base 151 to 903 and encodes 250 amino acids. The transcript has 4 exons.
CAAAAUUAGAAAUUCAACCUAAAAUACAUAGUAGAAAAUACUCCUCUUUUCAUCUACAUAUUCCUCCACUACACUAAUUGUAUAAAUCUCCGUCUCUUUCUCUUCAUUUAUUCCUUCCACCUAUCCACUACUUGGUGGAACCUCUGCAAGAUGCGAAGCAUGGCGAGUUCACGAGGCAAUAUUGCCGCCAUCGUCGGCGUCGGCCCCAACCUCGGCCUCUCCAUCGCUCGCAAGUUCGCUCACGAAGGCUACACCGUCGCCAUCCUCGCACGUGACUUAGGGAGAUUAUCAGAAUUCGCGGACGAAAUAGCGAGGGAAGAAAAGGCACAAGUGUUUGCGAUAAGAAUUGAUUGUUCUGAUUCAAGAAGCGUAAGAGAAGCAUUUGAAGGUGUUCUUUCUCUUGGAUUUGUGGAAGUUCUUGUUUACAAUGCUAAUUAUCAGUCACCACUUCAAUCUAAACCUACUCCUUUUCAACAUCUUUCUAUUCAAACUUUCCAAACUUCUCUAGCUGUUUCAUCUCUAGGUGCUUUCAACUGUGCUCAACAGGUGCUGCCUGGUAUGGUUGAAAGAGGAAAAGGAACGAUUCUAUUUACGGGGUGUUCCGCUUCUUUAAACGGCAUUGCUGGAUAUUCUGAACUAUGCUGUGGGAAAUUUGCACUGAGAGCACUAUCGCAAUGCCUUGCUAAAGAAUUUCAACCACAAGGAGUGCAUAUAGCUCAUAUUAUUAUCGAUGGUCUUAUUGGUCCAUCCAGAGGAUCAUCGGCGGCAACGACGGCAACGUCUAGGGGAGGAGGGGAGGGUGUUAUGGAUCCUGAUGCACUUGCUCAAACUUAUUGGCAUCUACAUGUUCAGGACCGGAAUGCAUGGACCCAGGAAAUAGAUGUUCGUUCAUCCAACUGCUAGAUUCUUCCACCUUACAACUUGCAACAACAACUACUUUGUUUAAAUUCUAAUCCUCCCCUACCAUUCCCUUAUUUUCAUGUCUCACUUUUGCCGUCACUAUGUUAGUGCUAGAAUGAACUUAGAAUUAUUUGAUGAUGUCUCUCUUAAACUAUUGGGACUUAGUGGUGUACUUUACAAUUACUUGGGUGUACAGAGAUUAAUUGUACUAUUAUUA